Messenger RNA from Elephantulus edwardii (Cape elephant shrew), 942 nucleotides. RefSeq names its product olfactory receptor 1D2-like. The transcript has a single exon. Lineage: Eukaryota; Metazoa; Chordata; Mammalia; Macroscelidea; Macroscelididae. The coding region runs from base 1 to 942 and encodes 313 amino acids. Gene Ontology annotation, biological process: G protein-coupled receptor signaling pathway. Gene Ontology annotation, molecular function: olfactory receptor activity; G protein-coupled receptor activity. The record is from RefSeq and is a predicted model, not a curated record. Gene Ontology annotation, cellular component: membrane.
AUGGAUGGAGACAACCAGACUGGAAGGUCCGAGUUCCUCCUUGUUGGACUCUCAGAGGAUCCAGGGCAGCAGCAAGUCCUGUUUUGGAUGUUCCUGUCCAUGUACCUGGUCACUGUGGUGGGAAAUGUGCUCAUCAUCCUGGCCAUCAGCUCUGACUCCCGUCUGUACACACCCAUGUACUUCUUCCUGGCCAAUCUCUCCUUCACUGACCUCUUCUUUGUCACCAACACAAUCCCCAAGAUGCUUGUGAAUCUUCAGUCCCAGAACAAAGCCAUCUCCUAUGUAGGUUGUCUGACACAACUUUAUUUCCUGGUCUCCUUGGUAGCCCUAGACAACCUCAUUCUUGCUGCAAUGGCCUAUGACCGCUAUGUGGCCAUCUGCCGCCCCCUCCACUACACCACAAUCAUGAGCCCUAACCUCUGUAUCUUGCUCUUAGCCUUAUGUUGGUUCUUUUCUAUCCUCUAUGGCCUCAUUCACACUCUCCUCAUGACCAGGGUGAUUUUCUGUGGUUCCCGGAAGAUCCACUACAUCUUCUGUGAGAUGUAUGUCCUACUGAGGUUAGCAUGUUCCAACACUCAGGUCAAUCACAUAAUGCUAAUGGCCACUGGCUGUUUCAUCUUCCUAAUCCCCUUUGGAUUCAUGAUUGUGUCAUAUAUUUGGAUUGUCAAAGCCAUCUUCCGAAUACCCUCCACCUCCAGUAAGUACAAAGCCUUCUCCACCUGUGCUUCCCAUCUGGCUGUGGUGUCACUUUUCUAUGGAACACUUUGUAUGGUCUAUCUGAAGCCCCUUGACACCUAUUCCAUGAAGGACUCAGUGGCUACAGUGAUGUAUGCUGUGGUGACACCCAUGAUGAACCCUUUCAUCUAUAGCCUGAGGAACAAGGACAUGCAUGGCGCCCUUGGAAAACUCCUCUUAGGGAAAGCUUUUCGGAGGCUGACAUAA